Molecule: messenger RNA, 1353 nt
Organism: Glarea lozoyensis ATCC 20868
Lineage: Eukaryota; Fungi; Ascomycota; Leotiomycetes; Helotiales; Helotiaceae
Exons: 2
Coding region: 1-1353 (450 amino acids)
Biological process (GO): regulation of transcription by RNA polymerase II
Molecular function (GO): DNA-binding transcription activator activity, RNA polymerase II-specific; zinc ion binding
Source: RefSeq, a predicted model, not a curated record
AUGCUGCGAGGAGGCCGCACACGAAGACGAGAACAGGGUGUCGGACCUGUAAGAGGAGGAAGAUUAAGGUGGGUUCAAAAUGAUCUAUUGAGUAACAUUUGGGCGGGCUACUUGGGUGUCGUCGGGGUUUCUCAUUGGCUUUUGGUUACAAAUGGAUUCCUGUUUCUUUACGGCUUCUUCUUCACUCCUUCGAGAAAGUGUGAUGAGGGUCGUCCAUCCUGUUGGAACUGUCUUAAACACUCUGUCAUAUGCGAUUUCCUCCCUGACGCAGGAGCUUCACCGGGAAGUACAUCAACAGUUAAUGGAACCGCCUCUCACAAAAACGCUGCAUUCAUCAGUGGGAAAGGAUUUUGGUAUAUUCCUGGCUAUAUAUGUCCAGAUGUCACCUCACCCAGCGGAACGACCUCCUACGAGCUAAACAUGCAAGACAUGGAACUCCUCCACCACUGGACCAUCUCAACAAGUCUCACAAUGACUUCAGACCCAGUCGUCCGCACCACCUGGCGCACCACAGUCCCCCAAAUAGCCUUCCAAAACCCCUUCGUCAUGCGCGGCAUCCUCGCCCUCUCGUCCCUCCACCUCGCCCACCUCACCCCCUCAAAACGAGACAUCUACCUCUCCCUCUCAACCUUCCACCACGAAAUGGCCCUCCCAGAAGCAACCUCCGUCCUCCCCGCCAUCGACGCCUCAAACUGCAACGCCCUGCACAUCUUCUCCAUCCUAACCGCCAUCCACACCCUCGGCCGCCCGCGCCAACCCGAAGACUUCCUCGUCGUGGGCGAACAGGGUAUCGCCAAAUGGCUCGUUCUCUUCCAGGGCGUUGUCCACAUCAUCGAGCCGUUUGAGGAGAUCAUGGCUCAAGGCCCGCUCGCGCCGUUCUGUACAGCACGUAUGCACCGCCAGCAACAACGCGUUUCAUGCAUUGAAACUGCAACGACUGAUUACCUCUCCUCGCUGCGGGAAAAACUGCUAACAUCCCUCUCCACCCCGGAAUACAUGGCCAUCUACACCGAAGCCAUCGACUCCCUCUCCAACUCGUUUAAUUUCAUGUACUCCUGCCCCGCGCACUCCUGGGAGAUGGGGGAUGUGUUUAUCUGGCUGUUCUGUAGUUCGGGGGAGUACCUUCACUUACUAAAAGAGGGCCGGCAGGAGGCGUUGGCGAUAUUCGCGUACGCGUGUGUGCUGUUUGGGAAGUUAGAGGUGUAUUGGUGGAUGGAGGGGUGGAGUGGGCAUUUGAUGUUGAAUUUGUGGAGGUGGUUGGAUGAGGAACAUAGGGGGUGGAUUGAGUGGCCGGUUAAUGAGAUUGGGUGGAGGCCGCCAUAUGAAUUGGUUGAGGUGGAGAUGAAGGAGUAG